AUGACAACUCAAACUGUAAAGCCUAUUUGCGAUCCUAACAAGAAAACAACGGUAGACAAUGAAGAAACAUAUUCUUACUCGCGGACGAAUUGUAUGAAGAAAUGUCUUUCAGACGAAAUAAUUCGUCAAUGUAAUUGUGCGGGAACACAGUUCUUUCUUGAUAUGAAAACGUGUUCAGCACACAACGAGACUGAAGCCCCGCGACUUUGGCAACUUAUUCAUAUUUGUCUAGCUCGAUGCAUUAAACGCCUUGAAAGUCUAGCACGAAAAAACAAGUUGUCAUGUUAUUGUCCAUUGGCUUGCAGAACAACAAUCUAUCAUCCUGUAUUAUCUUCAGCUGUAUGGCCUGCUGAAAAAUACUUGUCUUCCUUGCUAGAAGAACUUUUCAGAGUACGACAUAAAGUAGUUGAUUUGUUCGAGAACAUAUCAAAUGUAAAUCAGUAUUUUAGGAAAAACUUCUUGAGGAUCAAUAUAUUUUUCCAAGAGUUACAAGAACAGGAGACAUUGCAGCGUCGCUCGUAUGGGAUAGGAAGUCUAUUAUCAGACAUAGGUGGUCAGUUGGGUCUAUGGGUUGGAGUUUCAGUUGUAACACUGGUGGACUUCAGUGAAAGCCUUUCAAUGUUCAUACAAGCUAUUUAUCUACGGUUAAAGGGAAAAAAUCGCAACGGCAGUAUUUUCAUGCUAUCUCGAGCAGAACAUCGUUCAAACAACAGAGAGCAUCAAUUGAAUAGGAAAAAGGACUGUGUUUUGGUUUCACCACAAACCUCAUCUGAUACCAUGUCUCCAACUGUUGAUUCAACUGACAGUAUAACUAUUUAUACAUCACCGUAUGUAGGUAAACACCGGAAGAAAUAAGAAUUCAACAAAUAGACAAAAUACUAAUUUCUCUUAUAUGACAGUGUUCAUGAAGAAUGAACUCGUGUAAAACAUGAAAAUAAAAGUAUCUGAAGCCAGUCUAAAA
Molecule: messenger RNA, 961 nt
Organism: Xenia sp. Carnegie-2017
Lineage: Eukaryota; Metazoa; Cnidaria; Anthozoa; Malacalcyonacea; Xeniidae
Product: acid-sensing ion channel 4-B-like
Exons: 7
Coding region: 1-855 (284 amino acids)
Biological process (GO): sodium ion transmembrane transport
Cellular component (GO): membrane
Molecular function (GO): ligand-gated sodium channel activity
Source: RefSeq, a predicted model, not a curated record